This is a messenger RNA of Guyanagaster necrorhizus, 4676 nucleotides long. RefSeq lists its product as uncharacterized. The transcript has 9 exons. Lineage: Eukaryota; Fungi; Basidiomycota; Agaricomycetes; Agaricales; Physalacriaceae. Gene Ontology annotation, biological process: intracellular signal transduction. Gene Ontology annotation, molecular function: guanyl-nucleotide exchange factor activity. Gene Ontology annotation, cellular component: cytoplasm. The record is from RefSeq and is a predicted model, not a curated record. Bases 39 to 4394 code for a protein of 1451 amino acids.
CACCCCUGCCUACAUUCUCGUCUUCUCUUUCUUCCCUCAUGUUAUCGUCGUCGCUGACCUUUGUCGACCUUCACAAUCCAGAUAUCGACGCCGACUAUCUUCGCGCCCACUCGUCGAUCACCGUCUCUUCACCCUCACCGAGCCCCAGUGCCUACCUCCGUCGUGCACCAACAGCUUCUCCGUUGCUCUCUCCUAUCGAACCGGAUUGGUCCCCGAAUUUCCGUUCAAAUAUCUCGCCAUCUACUAAUCUUUCAGAACCAAUUUCAGAAUCAGUAGUAUCCCUUAAUUCCCCAGCAUCUUCCAACUUUUCUGGUCAAUCUUUUCCCCAAUCUCUCCCGGAAGGGGACCCCUCGUUCACUGCCGAUUCCGGUCGUUCGCGCUCUGCAAAGUCCUUGUUACUACCAGAUCCUUCGCAAUUCCCCGACUCGCAUCCGUUUCGCCCACCCCAUCACCAUUUUGUUUCUCCACCUCCAGGCCUUUCUGAUUCUUCUUCGUCAACCCGAUCAUCGGGCUACACGAGUACAGGAAGUACACUCCUCUUAGGUGAUUUCGUUCACGUCGCGUCAGGGGACGAUGAAAGCGCCGCGGGAAGAAUAACGUCUGAUUCUGUCGUGCAGCUGCUCGGAAGCGACGCAGUUCUACCUACAGGUUCACCAGGAGUACAUUCUCGUGCUCCUAUAGUACCUGUGGAGCGUUCAACAAGAUGGUCUGAGGGCAGUUUUAGGUCCCGUUCCUCCUCUCUUGGCAACAACAUUUCCUCCCACAACCACGACCAUUUCGUUCCCAGGCUGCACGAGAAGCCUAGUUACGACAUGGGUUGGCACACCUUCGACGAAAGAGAUGAAGUGGGCAUGAGCGAGGAAGACACAGAUGAUGAUCAGGCCCUUGACGACGAAUAUGACGAUGAUGACAAGGAAGAAAGGACCUCGGCUGCUGUAAUUGCUGAUGAAGGUCGUGGAUUGAUUGUCCAUGGCGAUAACGUCCCUCUUGCGCAGUUAUCGGUCCAACCAGGGACUACCCAUCUUCUCGUUGGAUCAUCUGCUAACCCGAACGCUAUGCCUGCUUUUCUGACCAACAAUAUCCCCCAAAUCUAUAACUCCCUUUUGGCCCUGGAUAUCUCAGCCAACUUUCUCGGUGCUUUGCCUCCAGUUCUCGCGCUGUGUGCAAGUCUUGAAGAACUUAAUAUUGCAUCCAAUCCACUACGUGUUUUGCCGGUCUUUCUAGCAGAUUUGUUAAAUCUUCGUGUCCUCAUCGCCGAUUCAACUGGGAUAAGUACCCUUCCAGAAACACUUGGCGAUCUCGAUAAACUGCAUACCAUCAGCGUCCGCAGGAAUAAGAUGCAUGCACUUCCUAGUUGGCUUUGUCUGUUGCCAGCAUUGCAGACUCUCUGUGUCGACGGAAACCCUUUCCAAGGCCCAUGGAAAGCCCUUGUCGAACCGUUGCUGGCGAAGACACCGAGGACGCCCGUAUACCCGCUUUCUACUCCGGUGUUUCCAUUAUCGUCAGCCAGCACCCAGAGUGGUACAGAAACAGAUGGCACAGAUGGUGAUGACUUCUCUGGUCCACCCAGCGCCGUCUCACCGGCACCCUUUACUUUGUCUCUGGAGGAUGAGGAACAGACUAUCAUUCCUGCCAAAGCACCCUUCUUGGCUCACGCCAAUUCAGUCUCUUUGCCCACCAUCUCGGAUGAUUCUCAGCGGCCUUUGGUGAGAACGCGGACAACACCCAAUCGUUCUUUUUACAGCCAAAAUCGAGCCAGAAGUACAGGUCCCGCGUUGGAAGAAUCCCCGCAUACUGAGCCGCCUGAGCAGUCAGAUGAUGCAGGCUACUUUGGUGAUCAUGAAAUACGGAAGAUGAAAAGCGCAGGGGACCUCCGCAGGGGGGCAUCCGCUACCCCUUCAUUUAAUCCAGAACUCCCUGUGAAUACGUUAACAAGGCCACCCUUGACUCAUUACGCUACAUCGGUAUCAAGUAACAACCUCUUGGCGAAGCCCGACCCUUCCGAACGUCCCAUUACGAAGCGCUUUGCUAGUCUUGGAGCUUCAACAGCCCUAGGAAGUCCCCCACGAAGCGCAUCGCAUGGCUCGAGACCCGCUCUUACUGCAUCACUCUGGGACAAUAUUUCAGAGGGCGAUGACCAACCUUAUGACCCACAUAAUCGGGUGUCUUUUGUCCCGGAUGGCACGUCGUCACCCAAACUCGCAGGCGACGACCUGAAUAGUAAAGCCACUGUUAGACUGCGCCCUCCCAAAGAUAGCAAGGAGAAAGGGAGUCGAUGGGGGUUCUUGAAGAAAAUGUCGAUGGGGAAAAUGAAGAUCGAUUCUCCAUCACGACCCCUCACCGCACAUUCCAUUUCCGGAGUAACGCCUAGGCCUUCCAACGGCAUGCAGCCCUUAUUCCAUCGCACGAGCAAAUCCCCUCAAAUUGAUGUGCGGUUUUCAACGACGGGCAAUCUGGAUGCUUUCACCCCUCCGUCCAUAUCGACAUCCUCCCCGCCUUCUGAACGUCCCUCCCACGAGUUACCAUCAACGAGCCAAUUAGCGCCGCCUUCUUUGGCGUCCUCGUCAACCCUUCUGGUGCCGUCUUCCCCCGCCCCACGAUCUGGCAAGCGCCGAAGCUUCCUUCCAUUCGACACUCCGAUUUCCCUCACUAUUCCAGAGCCGUCAUCAUUCAUUCCCGGUGUGACAGCAACAAACGACGACGAUCCGGAAACUCGGAUAAGGUCCCCUAGUCCUGUCAUAGAUCACGAGAAGCUUCUGCGGCGCGAAGAAGAAAGAGCACGGGAGGCGUACAUGAGGGCCCUCCGUUCAGUCAUGGCGUAUCUGAAAGACAUGAAUGAUCUGGGAACUGUACAGCAACCUGUGACGAUGAAUAUCCCAGGCUCCGAAGAGAUCACCCUUCGGCCACGACGCCCUACUAUCGUGGAAAAUGGCCGGGAGGUUUCGACGGCGCUAAGUGGGGCCACGGUUGUCUCAUCAGAUUCGGGCCAGCUGCGCUCAAGCGAAUCGAUAGCAGGGAUGCGAAGUGGGGGUGCAGCACAAACGCUAAGUGUGGCAACAACAGAUAGCGGGUCAUCCGAAGAACGUGUAUACAAGGAUGACAAAGGCAAACGAGCGAUGGUCAUUCGUGAGAUUGUCGCCACGGAACGAACAUAUGUGAAGGGACUGCAGGAGCUUAUGGAUAUCUACAUCAAGCCGGGCUGUGCCCCCGUCAAUAUGCUCACUGGCAGCUCUGGCAAGGAGACAGUCGUUCCCCCUUCCGAGCGAAAAGUUGUCUUCAAUGGAGUGGACGCGUUGUUCUCUUUCCACAAAGAAAGCUUUUUACCGUCACUAGAAGUCGCUGCAGCGCCUCUCAUGAAACCAAAAGCGGAUCAGGAUGCGGACAUUGAAGGACAACUUUCGUUGAAUGUGGCGAAGGCUGUUGGUAAUAUUUUCGUCAAGCAUGCUGCCUUCAUGAAAAUGUAUUCAAGUUAUAUCAACAACUUUGAUCACUCUGUUCAACGUGUCAAAUACUGGACAUCAGACCGUAACACUUCUGGGAGCUCCAGCCCUGGGUCAACGAUGUCACCAUCGUCAAGUACAGCCCAGCUGGUUGGUCUUGGCUUGACAAUGUCUGCUGUUUCAUCCCCGACUGUCGUGGAAAGCAGUUCGGGUCCAGCUGGCUUGCCAAAUCUUUCUAGUAGUCAACGAAAACGAAUACGAGCUUAUCUGAAGAGAUGCCGGAUGAGUCCACGACAUUCACAGCUGAACUUGGAAGGAUAUCUUCUCCUUCCAGUGCAACGUAUACCUCGGUAUCGGUUGCUUCUAGAAGAAUUACUUCGAAGCACGCCGCCUAGCUACGACUUUAUGGAAGAUCCCCUGGAUCGCGCCUUAUCCGAAAUAUCCCUUCUAGCUAAUAACAUGAAUGAAGGCAAACGCGAGUCCGAGUCGAGACGAAAGUUGGUACAAUGGCAGGCAAGAAUACGAGGCAAAUUUCCCAGUCCAUUGGUACAACCGCAUCGGCGACUUAUAAUGGACGGUCCACUAUUAUUGACGCGGGUUGUUCGGAAAGCCGUCGUGUCCUUUGAAGCUAUAAAUUCGCAAGGAGACGCCUCUACUGUUCAAGUCGAUUGUCUAGCGCCUGAGUUAACUCCAAGGCCUCUUGUUGGCAUCCUCUGUAAUGAUCUCUUGGUUCUCUGUCGAGAUCCUUCCGAUGGACAAGACCCUUCGUCUUCUGUUGAUCUCUGGGCAGUCCUAAGGAUGCAAACAUUGCCGCAACCUGCUAGUAUUGUCCACGGAAACGCUCUCCGGCUGGUUGAUAACAAAGCGAUACUAUACUUCGAUGCCCCAUCGUCAUCCGAUGCAUUGAACUGGUAUCGAGCAAUUAACCUCCAUAUCCCCGCCUCCAAAACAUAGACAGGUCAUAUGGUACCUACCUACCUUUGAUAUCUCUUUUCUAUACAUAAUUGCAUAUCAUCGUUAACAUAGGCUCUGCUGUUCAUUCACAUCUCAAAUGACUUUUUCCAUACUAUUCAAUAGCCUGAUGAUCGACUUUAUUAUCCAUUCCUGCUCAGUAUUGCAACUCAUCGUUCUACACUAUUUUAAUCCAACUUAGCAUCUGCUCUUGUAAAAUCAAUUGGAAAAUACAUUGUGGAGGGAUGUAAUGCACAGAUUAUAUAUAUAUGCUUUUAAGAACAC